Scylla paramamosain (green mud crab) is the source of this 4887-nucleotide messenger RNA. RefSeq names its product solute carrier family 53 member 1-like. The record is from RefSeq and is a predicted model, not a curated record. Lineage: Eukaryota; Metazoa; Arthropoda; Malacostraca; Decapoda; Portunidae. Gene Ontology annotation, biological process: phosphate ion transport; cellular response to phosphate starvation. Gene Ontology annotation, cellular component: plasma membrane; Golgi apparatus; cytoplasm. The transcript is spliced from 16 exons. The coding region runs from base 265 to 2370 and encodes 701 amino acids. Gene Ontology annotation, molecular function: inositol hexakisphosphate binding.
ACCGCUCAGUUGGCAUCCGCUGGUGAGAGAAGUGAGGCGUGUCUGUGAGAGCGGCUAGAGAGUGUCACUGUUCUGGCUGUGGGAGUGGAGGUGCCCUGUUGUGCCUUGUGGUGCGUGGAGGAGAGUGCCGGGAGUGUUGUGCAGGCGGCGGAGUGGUGACCUGGUUAGAGAGAGAGGACCGCCGACGCCCCGAGUAGGUGACCUCCAACUUGUGUAGUGGCAGCCACCCUACCCGGUGCUGGCCGCCCCUCACACUGAGCUAAAAUGAAGUUCGCGGAGCACUUAGCGGCUCACAUCACGCCGGAAUGGAGGAAGCAGUACAUCAGCUACGAGGAGAUGAAGGCGAUGCUCUAUGCUGCUGUGGAGCAAGCACCAUCAUCGGAGGUGACAGAGGAGGAGAUGAUCACCAGGUACUACGCCAGGUUUGAUGAGCAAUUCUUCCGGGUGUGUGACAAGGAGCUGGCCAAGAUCAACACCUUCUUCUCAGAGAAGAUGGCUGAAGCUACAAGGAAGUACACCACCCUCAAGUCAGACCUACAAGCAUCCAAAGACCAGCAUGGGGAUGGCCUGCGCAACAGAAAGGGCUUCUCCUUCCUGCCCAGGCUGAACGUCCCCGCCAGGAAGAUGCAGGACCUCAAGCUGGCCUUCUCAGAAUUCUACCUCAGCCUCAUCCUCCUUCAGAACUACCAGAACCUUAAUUUCACAGGCUUUAGGAAAAUAUUGAAGAAGCAUGACAAGCUAAUGACAACCAGUAAUGGAGCCAAGUGGCGGGAGGACAAUGUUGACUGCUCAACCUUCAACACCAAUAAGGACAUUGACAAGCUUAUUCAGGAGGUUGAGGGCACCUUCACCUCAGAGUUGGAGCAGGGUGACCGUCAAAGGGCCAUGAAGAGGCUGCGUGUGCCGCCCCUGGGCGAGGCACAGAGCCCCUGGACCACAUUCAAGGUCGGCCUCUUCUCCGGAGCCUUCAUUGUGCUGGUGGUGUCUGUCAUUCUGUCAGGCAUCUUCCACUGGAACAAUCAUAAUGUGGAGGUGGUGCUGAGGUUGUUCAGGGGACCACUCCUCAUCAUCCUCUUCCUCUUCCUUAUCGGCAUCAACAUCUACGGGUGGAGGUCAUCCGGGGUGAACCACGUCCUCAUCUUCGAGAUCGACCCGAGGAACCAUCUCACCGAGCAGCACCUCAUUGAGAUUGCUGCCAUCUUUGGAGUGAUUUGGGCCCUGAGUGUGUUGGGGUUCCUGUACGCCGAGGCACUGUCCAUCCCAUCCUAUACGGUGCCCCUCGCCCUGCUGUGCUUCAUGAUACUCUUCCUAGUCAAUCCCACCCGGACCUUCCACCAUGAGGCACGCUUCUGGCUACUCAAGAAGUUGGGACGUGUGGUUUGUGCCCCUUUCGUGUUUGUGCAGUUUGCUGAUUUCUGGCUGGGCGACCAACUUAACACUCUGGUGCAAGUGCUGAAAGACUUUGAGUACUCGCUGUGCUUCUACACGCAGGGCAUCAACUGGUACAUACACAACACAGUUGAUGACCAGGUGUGCAUUGACAAGACACAGGUGGUGAGGAACAUUGUGGCGUGUCUGCCGGCAUGGUGGAGGUUCGCCCAGUGUCUGAGGCGUUACCGAGACACCAAAGAAAUGUUCCCGCACUUGGUGAACGCCUUCAAGUAUGCCACAACCUUCUUCGUAGUGACCUUUUCCUGCCUCACCCAAGUGUACAAAGGGCAGUAUGAGAGCAACAGCAGCAAUCCCUUCUUCUACAUGCUGGUGGUGUCCAUGCUGUUCAGUUCAUGCUUUGUGUUCUGGUGGGACAUGGUGAUGGACUGGGGCAUGUUUGACAAGAACAGCGGAGAGUACAAAUUCCUGAGGGAAGAGCUCGUCUAUUCCUCUCCAUACUAUUACUACUUUGGCAUUGUGGAGGACUUCAUUCUCCGCUUCAUCUGGACCUGCUCCCUCACCCUCACAGAGCUCAGGGUGGCAAAUGGAGAGAUUCUCAUCUCCAUCCUCGCACCACUGGAAGUGUUCAGACGGUUCAUCUGGAACUUCUUCCGUCUGGAGAACGAACACAUCAACAACUGUGGUAAAUUCAGAGCUGUGAGGGACAUUUCCAUCAUACCCAUGGAUGCCUCUGACCAGGCACAGAUUGUCAAGAUGAUGGACGAAAUUGACGGCGUCGUGAACCGCAAGAAGAAGAAGGCUGGUGGGAAGCAACGUAAGGGAAUUGAGUCUAAACCUCUUCUUCCGGAUGGUGGUGGUGGUGGAGGUACAACACAGGACACACAGCCGCCACAAAGAGGGAACACCCAUGAUGUGCUGCCUGUGUUGAGGGACAACACUGCAGUGCUGAGGCUGUUAGUGCCAGCCUCACAACACUGAUGUGUGUGUACCAUAGUCAGCCACACACACUGAAGACUAGUCAAUGGCGGAGGAGGCGGCGGCGGCAUCAGUACCACCCUCCCCUACCCGCUGAAGGAGGAGGAAGGGAGCCCCGCGGAGACACAGCAUGCCAGAUAGAUGCUACACCUGACGCCGCGCAGGGAAGCCACUCACCCCACACACACGAGAGCCGCCUGCUGUCUGGCUGCCCGCAUGUAGAAGCAGGCUCUGCUGUGGCUCAGCUGGUCCGUAUUCAGAAACGCUCAGCUCUCUCACCACGACUAUUUUCAAAGGCCACAGAGAUGAUUAACCGGGUUCUCAAUAGUGUUGUUUUUCCUGUUAAUACUGUAGAAAUCUUGUUAAUCUGUCACUAGAAGCGUAAAAACACCCUUGAAAACCCGUGUCACUUCAACCAAAGCCUUUUGAAUGUAGUGGAGGUGUAGCGCGGAAGUGUUUCAGAGUAUGGCACUCUGUAUGGUGGCCGCACAUCCAUACUUUUGGCAGAUUAUCGCUGCUUAUCACACACACACACAUACACACACGCAUGGCUGUCGUCUUGGCCCUUUCCACCGGACUGUGUUCCCAGAAAGCGUCGGCGACUUAUCUCCACUACCUUCAACACUAAUGAAAGUUGCAAGAGCGUUUUGAUGAUUCUUAAUUUCACAAGGAUUCCGAGCCACUGAUGGGGAAAAACAAAGGCGCCAACCUGAUUGUGUGGUGUUUAAAGGACAGUCGUGAUGAAAGGCCGCAGCGUGAGGGCCAGUCAGGUGGAUCAGCAGGGACAAUAAAACAACUUCAGCAGUAAGACGUCAAGCAAAACCAGAGGAAUUCUUAAGGACCUGUCGAUACAAAGACUACAGCCCUCCAUCUACAUCCUCAUCCACAUCUCACACCACCCGUCUCGCUUGUCCGUCUGGAGAGGGCGCAGGAUCCACGUCUGACGCAUCACAGUACCGUCACUCCGUUUAAAAUUAAUCGAAGCUACCAAAUAUCCUUCCGCGAGACGGGAGGGCGCUGGUGCCGUCAUGAAUAGAGGCAACAGAUACAGUUAACUUUAUCGUCCACGGAGUGACGUGUGACCCAGCCUGAGAACACGGGCGGUGACCCAAGCAGCGCGGCACGCCUCCACGCACUGCCAGGGGUGGGGUGCCAACACUCCCCUGUGGCGGCGCAGGUAAGAGCGGCCUUCGGAGUACGAGCGUGCAUUGUUUUCUUCACCACGUGAGUGCGAUCUUAGCCUUAAGCAAUGUAUAGAUUCAUAUUUAUAUGUAAUGUAUAGGGAAUGACUGCUGAGAGAGAGAGAGAGAGAGAGAGAGAGAGAGAGAGAGAGAGAGAGAGAGAGAGAGAGAGAAUACUCAUAAUUCUAAAGCACACCAGGCCUGAUCGGAAAAUUGUCGUGCGUGUUUCACUUCCUGGACGCGUUUCUAAGCUGGAGUGAUGUGUUGAGUCACGGUCACAACAGUUCACAGAGGCACGUCACUUCUCCGAUGUUUCAACAGUAAUGUUCGGAGAAAGGUUCUGUUCAACUUAUAAUUCAUUGUUAAGAAAGCUGUUUUAUACUGAGAAAACACGAGUGAAAGAGAUACAUAUCAUUUCCUUAACCUUUUCGAAAAAAAAUCUUCAAUGAGAAACUUCUGUUCAACUCAUAACCCAGCAUCUAGAAAGUAAUUAUAGUUUUAUACCGAAAAGACACAAGUGAUGGAGAAACAUCUUAUUUCCCCAGCUUUUCGAAACAACAACUUCUUCAGGGAGGAAUUUGUGUUCAACUCACAAUUCAGGACCUAGGAAGCAAUUAGAAUUUUAAAACCGAGAAUGCACGAGUGAAGGAGCAUAAUAAUUUUUCUAACCUUUUUGAAAAAAAAAGAAAAAUCUUCAGAGAGCAAUUUAUGUUCAAAGAAGUAUUUAGAAUAUUACACAGAAAACACGCCAUGAAAGAGAAGUAUAUAAUUUCUCUAAUCUUUCAAAAAACCAUCCUCGAAGAGAAAUGUGUUCAACUUACAACUCAACGUUAAGAAAGUAACUAGAAUCUCAUUAUGAGUAAACAUGUAUCUCUAACCACUCAAAAAACCUUCUGUAUAGGGAAAUGUGUUCAACUUCAAUAUCUAGAGAAUAAUUAGAAUAUCAUACAGAAAAAAAACAUGAAUAAAGGAUCCCAUUAUUAUCCCUAACUUUAAGUCCAUAAGUCCACGACAAGUUCUCUCGGCAACCUUCCUCUGCUGUGAACAGUGCGUGGCUCCGAGCCCUGUAUUAAAAAAAACACUUUGCUCGCUCACCACUAUUUUUUUUCUUUGAGUGUGUGUAUAAGUGUGUGUUUAAUGCAGCUGCUCUGUGAUGACUAGGAUGAUAGUGAUGUGUAUGUAUACUAGAUAAGCGCCUCUGUUCCUUAUUUAUUUGUAUUUCCGUAUCUCCUCAAUGCUCGGAGCGACUGUACGUGGGCCGGGUGCUCGCAAGCAUGUAUGAACCUGUGGCCAAAUGCUGGAAGGUGGGAGGAGCAAUAAAGGUGUUUUCAGCCAUUAU